Macrobrachium nipponense is the source of this 708-nucleotide messenger RNA. RefSeq names its product zinc finger protein 697-like. NCBI's taxonomy places the organism in Eukaryota, Metazoa, Arthropoda, Malacostraca, Decapoda, Palaemonidae. The transcript has 3 exons. Gene Ontology annotation, biological process: regulation of transcription by RNA polymerase II. The coding region runs from base 1 to 708 and encodes 235 amino acids. Gene Ontology annotation, molecular function: DNA-binding transcription factor activity; RNA polymerase II cis-regulatory region sequence-specific DNA binding. The record is from RefSeq and is a predicted model, not a curated record. Gene Ontology annotation, cellular component: nucleus.
AUGAAUUUCUUUGUAGAAGCAGAGAAAAUUGAGAAAUAUUUCCUGAGAAAACGGAAAUAUUUGCAAGGAAAACAGAGACUUGUUUGUGAAGAAAAACGGAUAAAUAUUCAGGAAGAAAAUGGAAAUAUUUGCAGAGAAAAAGGAAGAUUCUUUGGAGGGGAAAUGGAGAACUGGCGACGCGCCCUAGCUGGAGGAUCCCCUUUCCCGCCAAAACAGCUCUUGGUGUUGGUCGGUCAGCAGCAGCAGCAGCAGUCUUUGGCAGCUAGUCCCGCUGGAUCGGCCUCUUCUUCGGGUCCUGUGUCGCUGGCCAGCUUCGCUUCUGGUGGCAGCAGCAGUGGAGGAGGAGGAGGAGGAGGAUGCGUAGCAGGACUAAAGAAAUUCCACUGCGAGUUCUGUGGCAAAGGAUUCCAGUGGCAGAGCAACCUGCAGCUGCACGUCAGAAGCCACACGGGAGAGAAGCCGUACCCCUGCAGUGAGUGUUCUUACCGGGCGACGCAGAGGUCUGACCUCACCAAGCACAUGCGGAUCCACACUGGAGAGAAGCCCUAUGCCUGUCCCCGAUGCCCUUACAGGGCGGCUUAUACCUCCUCCCUGAGGGACCACACUCUCCUGCACCAUGGGGGAUUCGAUGCGUCGGCUCUACAAACAUCGAGCCCUUCCAUUUCCUCCUCCUCCACCACCACGGUCACAACCCAACAGCCGCAAUGA